CCUACUCCACUUACCAGACACCCACCUACUGUAUACCCCUCCCCUAAACAGACAUUCACCCACUCACCAUCUGUAGUUUCCCUUCUCCCCCACCUCCUCCCACCCUCUGCUCCCCCUCCUCAAGAAGUAGACCUGAACAGUGGGGAGGAAGGGACCCCAGCCAGAUGCUCCAGUCCUCUGGGCUGCACUGACCUCAGCUCGCUUAGUCCGAAGAAACUACAACAAAGAAGAGAGAUACCCCCCUCCCCUCCUUAGCCAAGAAACCACUGCCCCCAAGCCCAGAAACAUAGAGGAAAAAGAAACAGAGCUUGGAGGCUGCAGAGGUGGUGGGGUCUGCCUGGAGGCAGGGAUCCUUCGCCCCUGAGUGGGGGCCGGGGUUGGAGUAGGAACCAGGGCAGGCUUGGGGGGCUUGCAUUAGAGAAGACAAGCAAAGGAAGACGUCUGCCGGAGCUUCGAAGCUUUCGGGCUCGGACGCCGCCAGUCACCAUGGGAUGCUGCACCGGGCGCUGCACUCUCAUCUUCCUCUGUACUCUGCAGCUGCUCUCAGCAUUAGAGAGGCAGAUCUUUGACUUCCUUGGCUUCCAGUGGGCACCAAUUCUUGGAAAUUUUCUUCACAUAAUAGUUGUCAUCUUGGGCUUGUUUGGAACCAUUCAGUUUAGACCUCGAUAUAUAGUGGUGUACACGGUGUGGACUGCCCUGUGGGUCACCUGGAAUGUUUUCAUUAUCUGCUUUUAUUUAGAAGUAGGCGGGCUGUCUAAGGUGGGUUGAUUAUACCUUUAACUUUGGGAUGAAGAAAAUGCUUUGGCAAAUGACAAUUAUGAUUCAUACCAUUUUAUUACUGAUUCAUUGAUCUUAGAACCAAGAGGAAGAUUAAUUGUUUUUAAA
Messenger RNA from Sarcophilus harrisii (Tasmanian devil), 885 nucleotides. It is a transcript of the gene NKAIN3, whose product is annotated as sodium/potassium transporting ATPase interacting 3. Lineage: Eukaryota; Metazoa; Chordata; Mammalia; Dasyuromorphia; Dasyuridae. The transcript has 3 exons. The record is from RefSeq and is a predicted model, not a curated record. Gene Ontology annotation, biological process: regulation of sodium ion transport. Bases 487 to 768 code for a protein of 93 amino acids.